Messenger RNA from Porites evermanni, 7951 nucleotides. Lineage: Eukaryota; Metazoa; Cnidaria; Anthozoa; Scleractinia; Poritidae. The record is from the annotation of a GenBank genome assembly.
AAUUCUCCCUCGAAGGAAACUGCGGAACAAAGAGAAUCAGACAAUAUGGAUGGUAGUAUUAGUGAAAGAGAACUAAGUGCGAGAAGUAAGUCUCGUAAAAUGAUGGUAUUUGACCCUGAAACCGGCUGCUAUCGGAAAAAAUCUGAAAAUGAAGACCAGGAAAAUACAUUUACUGAGAGCAAAAAGGAAAGAGUCGAAUAUCGGUUUCGUCUUCGCUCAGACGAGAAGCCUGAGAAAGCAACAGACGCGAAAGAUUUGUCUUCAAAACCGGACAAGGCAUCCGAAGACAUUCAGGUUAUUAGAACUGAGCAAAGCGUUACUAUAAAUGGCAAAAAUAAGUCGAGAGGCGAUGAAGGAGAUGAAGAGGAUCUUAAGAAAGCUGGCGAAAUUAUGAAAGCUAAGUUUGAAAAAGGUCGAAAGAAAUUCGAGGAAGAACCCUUUGAAAGGGAACGGAAUGAUCCUAAAACCGUGAGAACGGCGAGGCAAUCCUCUGACGAUUCACUGGAGGAGAAGAUCAAAGAAAUGGAGAAAAGACGAGAACGGCUUUUUCUUAAAAGACCGUCCAUGGAAUUGGAGAAGAGAAGGUCUUCUGAUGAGCAAAAGGAUCUUUCUCCGAGAGGGGAGGCCGAGAGUCAUAGAGAAGAGUCAAAGAGCCCUGCAGAUGAUACUGUCAAGAGACCUAGAAGUCGAAGCGAGCGCACCAAACGGCGCUUAACAGCUGAAGAGAUGAGCUUGAAGAAGACCACAAGCGAGGAAGACGUAGCAGAGCGACGUCGGAGUAGUUCUGGAUCUGCUAAGGUACCGUAAAUCCUCCUUUUCAUGCAAGGGAAGAAAGUUAUUUUCAUAACUUUUAAGCCCCCUCUCUUUUAACCCCCCAACUCCUCCUUCUAUUAAGCAACCCCCUCAAAAUGGUCUUGAAACAAAUAAGCCCCCCAAGGGGGGGGAGUUAAUAGAAGACAGUGGCGGAUCCAGGGGAGGGGCGCGCGGGACCCGCCCCUCCCCCCUUAUUUUUAGACCAACCACCCCCCUUUUCUAAGGGUCUGGAUGAGGCACUGGAAGAUAUACGGUUCACAAUCACCUUAAACUCUAGCUGGUCAAACACUUGUCACAACAUUGGGCUUAACAUUUUAACAACGUAGUGUCCAAGAGUGAAAUAACUGAAAAACCUUUGAAUUCCCAAAGAACGGUAAUAAAAUCGAGUCGCUUAUUUUUCUAUUUCACUCUGCCAGGUUCCAAAGACAGAGGAAAGAAUAACAGAAACAAAGAAAGAAACUUUCCGGAUCGAACUAGACCGCUCAAACAGUAAACCCGAAGACGAGGUUUUCGUGACACGGGAAAAACCGGUUGAGGCAGGUUCUAUAGAUCUCAUGAGCUGGGAAGAUGACUCCACCGACGGUACAACCCCUGUCAAGGACAAGGAUCAUAAUACAGAGUUUAGAAAACGGGCCGACAGCANUGAAACCGGCUGCUAUCGGAAAAAAUCUGAAAAUGAAGACCAGGAAAAUACAUUUACUGAGAGCAAAAAGGAAAGAGUCGAAUAUCGGUUUCGUCUUCGCUCAGACGAGAAGCCUGAGAAAGCAACAGACGCGAAAGAUUUGUCUUCAAAACCGGACAAGGCAUCCGAAGACAUUCAGGUUAUUAGAACUGAGCAAAGCGUUACUAUAAAUGGCAAAAAUAAGUCGAGAGGCGAUGAAGGAGAUGAAGAGGAUCUUAAGAAAGCUGGCGAAAUUAUGAAAGCUAAGUUUGAAAAAGGUCGAAAGAAAUUCGAGGAAGAACCCUUUGAAAGGGAACGGAAUGAUCCUAAAACCGUGAGAACGGCGAGGCAAUCCUCUGACGAUUCACUGGAGGAGAAGAUCAAAGAAAUGGAGAAAAGACGAGAACGGCUUUUUCUUAAAAGACCGUCCAUGGAAUUGGAGAAGAGAAGGUCUUCUGAUGAGCAAAAGGAUCUUUCUCCGAGAGGGGAGGCCGAGAGUCAUAGAGAAGAGUCAAAGAGCCCUGCAGAUGAUACUGUCAAGAGACCUAGAAGUCGAAGCGAGCGCACCAAACGGCGCUUAACAGCUGAAGAGAUGAGCUUGAAGAAGACCACAAGCGAGGAAGACGUAGCAGAGCGACGUCGGAGUAGUUCUGGAUCUGCUAAGGUACCGUAAAUCCUCCUUUUCAUGCAAGGGAAGAAAGUUAUUUUCAUAACUUUUAAGCCCCCUCUCUUUUAACCCCCCAACUCCUCCUUCUAUUAAGCAACCCCCUCAAAAUGGUCUUGAAACAAAUAAGCCCCCCAAGGGGGGGGAGUUAAUAGAAGACAGUGGCGGAUCCAGGGGAGGGGCGCGCGGGACCCGCCCCUCCCCCCUUAUUUUUAGACCAACCACCCCCCUUUUCUAAGGGUCUGGAUGAGGCACUGGAAGAUAUACGGUUCACAAUCACCUUAAACUCUAGCUGGUCAAACACUUGUCACAACAUUGGGCUUAACAUUUUAACAACGUAGUGUCCAAGAGUGAAAUAACUGAAAAACCUUUGAAUUCCCAAAGAACGGUAAUAAAAUCGAGUCGCUUAUUUUUCUAUUUCACUCUGCCAGGUUCCAAAGACAGAGGAAAGAAUAACAGAAACAAAGAAAGAAACUUUCCGGAUCGAACUAGACCGCUCAAACAGUAAACCCGAAGACGAGGUUUUCGUGACACGGGAAAAACCGGUUGAGGCAGGUUCUAUAGAUCUCAUGAGCUGGGAAGAUGACUCCACCGACGGUACAACCCCUGUCAAGGACAAGGAUCAUAAUACAGAGUUUAGAAAACGGGCCGACAGCACGGAAGGCGAGACGUUUCCAAAGGCAGGGAAAUUGGUAGAGAUAGAAGCGCCUAUUAGUGUUACUCCGAAGACAAAGGUCGAGAGUACUCCAGAUACAACAGGAGCCAUUUUGGAUCUUGACGAGGUAGGUAAUCGUUCUGUUGAUCACAUGGUGAGAAAGAGUGGUGGCCUGGGGCUGGCAAUCCUCGGUAAUUCGAUCAAGCUUGUUCCUCUGGCUUUUUCCCCUCAGAGCUGUAUUCUGUAUGCACUCAAGGUCAAGGUGUUUAUAGUUUUGAGAACUAUACCAUGAAACUACUGAAACUAUGACUUGGCAAAGCUGUGGACUGGUAUUUUCACUACCCCUGUUUUUAAGGUUUUGAUUUUAAAGAUAGCCCAGGGUUAGAGCGCAUUUUAUAUUCAUAUAUGAAACCUUUUAAGACUGAAUAUUGUCAAGCGCUCUUGGGAUAAGGUCGAGCUGGGGAAAAUCUAAAUCGAAGCUAUCCUUAAAUUGUUUACGCGUUUUGUACAUACCGUAAAAUUCCGAAAAUAAUACCUAGGGCUUAUAUUUUUCAAAGGCCCUUUUUGAGGGGCUUAUUUUUGGAGGGGCCUAUAUUCAGAGGGCCUUAUCUACGGAGGGAAAUUUGCGUUUCAAAAUCGAUCGGGCUAGACUUAUAGUUGGAAGGAAAUUUACCGUUUUUGCUUUAUUUUACUUUGUAUUGAGGGCAAUUUCCAAGUACAAGCCCCCCGGGGGUUGGAGGGCUUAUAUUUGAAGGGGCGAUUUAACUGAGGGUUUUUUGCGUUACGAGUUUAGGGGCUUGAGGGGCUUAUACACGGACGGGCUUAUUUUCGGAAUUUUACGGUGUCAUAACUUUCAAUUCUCUUUCCACAACUGUAUAAACUGAUUCUAACAACGUUGGGAAGUUUGUACAGAAAAACGCUCAAAUUACCUUUUUUCGUUUUCAUUUGCUAAGGGUACAAUAUAAUUUUGCUUUUCACUUCACAUAAGAGUGAGGCUUGUUUUGAUAAAAAUUCAAUAUACUACAGCUUUAUCGAAGUGUUUAAACUAAUCUUUUGUAAUACCUAUGAGCCUUGCAAAUGUCCAUUACAAUGCAAGUUCAAUUAAGGUCCGCUGGUUUAACACAAUAAGCACCACGUCUUGAUGCAUGUUGAAUACGACUACCGAUUUGCUUAAUUUACAUAAGAUUCCAACUUUAACUUAGCUAUGGUGGAAUCAGCAUCCUUUGCUCAACAUACGGCUGUAUAAGAAUUUCUUCACUUUAAUUGUGUUAACAGGACACUAACAUGUCUACACCUGUUCUGGAAUCUAUCUCCACGUGGGACAAUAGAGCUCGUGCAAGCAACACGGCGGACGAGGACAGAAGACGCCGCGAGCUGGAACAUGAAGAAAGAAAGCGAAGAAUAGAGGAACGCCAGCGAGCCGCAAAAGAACUCAAAGCGAAGAGAAAAUCCGGUAGUGACUUUGAUGAAAGUACCAGAACCGAGGAACCUGCUCGAGAAAUGACGAUGAAAGAGAAACGGCGUUCUUUGGUUGAUAUGUGGGAAUCCUUUAGCGAGCCUCAAAGCACUGUCAUCUCUUUUGAAGAAACUGAACCGAAACCCACUCAGCAACGCAAAAAGGUUUUAGUGCGAGAAAAUAGGACUAUAUCGGUAAGUAGGACGUAAAUAGGCUGCAAUCUUAAACCUCUGGGAGAAAUUAAAACUCUCGAGGUCCAACAGGCUCCUUUAAUUAAAACUUGUAAAACUACCGGGCAAUGAUCAGGUCCGCUGAGUACCGGUCGAGGCAAGUAAGGGUGCGACUGAAGGUGUUUGGAUUAGGGUUAGGUUUUGGGCUACACUAGUCACAACUUUUGAAAACCUGCCGAUCAGCAAACAUAUACUCCAGACUGAUCUCCAUACAGUUUUCUUAAAGAACUAACAAGAGAAUUUAUAAAAGAUCAAAGUAUUUUCCUUUAAGUAAUCAUUUCAAUAAUUCUCUUAGCCAUUUCUUGUGAUGAUCUAUUGAUAUUGUCAGAGAAAGAGUUUAACUCUACCCUGAUCUUCCUGGAUCAAAGGGCCUCUGCUCGCAGGGUAUUAACUCUCCAGACCAGGAAAAUAUUUCACUGAAGCAAUCGAAAUAAAAAACAAAUAUAUGUAUUAGCAUAUUAUGAUUAAAUUAUAAAAUUAAAAGAUACAAUGUAUACGAAGAAAAAAAGUACUAAAUGUAAGGGGAUCUACGAAAUUAGAGCUUCCUUUGGGGGGCGAGUUUAUUUCUAACACUUUUUGAUACAUUUCUAAAUAGCCUUAGCUGGUUGAUUUGAGUCUUUUACCAAUAUUACUUUGUUUGUCGUUCUUUUUCUCAUUCAAUUAAUUCAUUCGUGUGUUUUCUUUUUUGUCAAAAUAAACUUGGUUCUUCGGCGGAUGAAGAACGACAAUGUCCAAUCCAUUGGGAAAGUUCUUUUUUAAGUAAUUCUAUAAAAUAACAAACUGUGAAUAUCCGAUCGUUGAAGGUCAUCUGUCGAUGAGCAGGCAAGACACCAUUGUUCAAAAUUUAUGCGAGAACACAAAGAAAAUAUAAAUUUUGCAGCGAUUAAUUUGUGUUUUCGUUUCUUCGGCUUAUGCUUCUGACAUGUUUCAGUGCUUUUUCAAGGUUUGUUCUCAAGUACAAUGAUAAUUUCAACUUCUUACUUACUCUUUACUUGUUACUCUUGAUGUUUAAACGGUCUGCAGGUCUUUUAAGAACUUAUUGUCUAGUAUUCAAAUAUCGAAAUAUCCGUAUCACAUGGAAAUGUCUGAAAGAGAGCCACAAUGAAUGAAAGAUCAAGUGGGAUCGAAAGUGGGAGGGAACUCAGUUACCUGUUUAGAUAUCAGAUUUAUUUUCCACCAAACGUCUUCUUAAUCAAUAUCUGAGAUCCUCUUGUAAAUAUUCACUGAUUUAUCAAGAGGCUCUUGAGAAAAAAAUUUACAUAGUAACACGCAUGUCUCGGGAGAAUUGAUUACAUUUUCGUGCAACCCGUUGUAGCGGGCGGUAAAAGAAAGUCGCUUAACAGGCGGAAUUUUCAGUGCUUACAAACCUUGUUUUUCUGCUUAGUUUGACUCUGCAGAAGAUAACAACAACGGCAUAGACAUGGAGCUCGAUGACGACGAGAAAUUUACCUCGAGUAGGCCUAUUCCUGCGACAAGGAAAAAGAAAUUGAGUGAAGAAGAGCAGAGAUGGGAAACUGCAGAAAAUUUCCAGCCAGGACGUCUUCAGAAAACUGUAUUUCAUAGUUUGUCGGAAUCUGAACCAGCGAUGGAGGAGCCGAAGGCCAAGCCAAGAAAAGGACCAAGUAGAUAUGACUGGAUGAAAGGCGAGAGCUACGAGGACCAAGAAGCAUUGGUCCCGACCAAACUCAAAAUCGACUGGCAAAACAACCAGGCUACCGAUGAAAGGUUAGAAAGCGUGAAUUGUUUGUAUCAUUGAAUAUCGCUUCGUAGUGACCCGGCAUGGGGUAAAUAAGUCGCUAAAACGGUCACGAUCAUUUAAUCGUGGUUCCGUUUUGUUUUAAUUUGUGGCGAUCGAUACGCCAUGUUUCUUUAGUGCAUGUCUCAGCAAGACCAAUAUGUGACGAAUAAUGCCGGGUUACGUAAAAUAGCACGAACUGUUGGUUCAGGGAUUUAGCAUGAAUUCCUCAGUCGAUUUGCGGUUUCGUCGGUCAAAAUUGUAAAAUUUUAAUGAUCUGUUUUCUGCAAUUAAAUUUUUACGUAAGCGAUGAUACAAUGGUAAUAUCUUUGGCAUUCCGAAAUUUGCCAUACCUAAUGAACAACGGGACUUUUUCGGAGUUUAUUAAGCGACGAUAAAUUUACAAUGCAAAAUACUGGAAGUUCUGUAGCCUUAAUUCACAAUUCUUUGUGUGAUAAAUUCAGUGCAAUAUGGUACAUAAAAAAUAGGAUUAAAAGUAUGAUAGGCGACCUUUUGUAUUUGUGUUUAACAAGUUUCAAAUUUUGUUUUUGUUUUUUGACAGCACCGAACUUAAACGUAGUCACGCACUCCAUUGUUACAUGUAACGCAUUUCUCUGUUCAGUUAUGUUUUUUUUUGCGAUCGAUAUAAAUCUUGAUAUUGGGCGCUAGUUUUCGUUACGCUUGGAUCAUCCGUUAAAAGGCAAAAUGAAACGUAAUCCAUCCUUUGCAAAAGAAUACGAAAAAGACUGACUGGCCGCACAUCGCGCGUUUCCAACUGGUCACUAUGUCUCAGUUUCACCGGUUUUGGUUUAUUUCUCAUAGUAUUCUGUCACAAGAAAAUAACACUGAAUUUUGUUCUUUUUUUCUCUCUUUUGGUUUAGCGGAGAUAAGGUUACAGGAAGUCAGCCAAAGGUACUAUUGUUAUUAUUUUCAUUAUUAUUUUUUAAAGAGAAAUUCCAUGGAGAAACCAUCCUCGGAGACCCAGGGGCAGAUAGUGGGGGCGAGGGAAAGUCUAAACGGGCGGGAAAAUAUGGCACGAAGAAAAGUAAAGAACGGCCAGAAGAGCGAACUAAAAAACUUAUCAAAACAGUAUUCCAAAAACGUGACAGUGUUCCACCACUAUCCACCUCCCCUUUGGGGGAUAGUUGUACAAGGCCCAUGUUAGGUAAUUCGGAUUCCGGCAUUUGUGUAAUUUUUUCCUCUUUUUUUGGAAUGUGGAAUCCUGGGCUUUGGACUCCGGAAUUAAGCUCAAGGAAACCGGAAUCGUACUAACGAUUGGAAUCCGGAGUCUACAGUGUGAAAAUCCAGAGUCCAAGACCGUCUUUCAUAACACAGGCCUGUAUAUCCCCUAUAAGGUGACUGCCCUGCUUUGUGGAAAAUCUAUUUAGGGUUUUUUACCUUGGACAAAAGAUUAUUCGUUGAUGCAUUUUUGACGUCUUGCUUCCGUGAUCAUUCCAGCCAGCGCCACGGCAGAUGGAGACCAAAACCGUAAGUCGGGACUCGCAAAGCAGCAGUGAUGAUAGCGAGAGUGAAAGUGAGGGCGAAAGCAAGAGUGAGGAGGAGGAAAGAAAACCACGAAUUGACACUGAUGAAAAUCAUAAGCUCACUGAAGAAGAAAAGCAGUGGGAAAGUGCCGGACAUUUCCAGCCCAAAAAGUUGAAUAACGCUCUGAUGGCGAGCUUCCUUCAAGGUGAUUCUGGUAAUGUUGUACCUAUGCCUAAGAAGCCACACGAAGCA